GUGUUUCCUUUUUUCUCACUCCCGGGGGAGCUCUCGCGAGAGAAGGCAGAGGAAGAUGGCUGUGCCCUGUUUUUCGGGGUGAGGCAGUGGUGGCUAUUGGAGCGGCAGGGGCCGGGAUCGUAGUGUCGUGGGUACCUUAGCACUAGCUCCCCCCAGCGAGCGCGCGUUCCUUCGUACCUAGGUGAGAGCCGGCUUUUUUUCCUCCGGGAGAUGCGUUUGUUCGGAGCUCGGGGGCUCUGUGGGAGUUCAUGCUGCGCUGGAGGCUCCUGGCCACCGCUCUAAUCGCCCUGUGCCGCUGCAGCGCCUACUCCGUCGCCGGCGGUGAGCCCCCCGGACCCUCUUUCUGCCCCUGGCGGCGAUGACUGGAGAGAAGAUCCGCUCACUGCGGAGGGACCACAAGCCCAGCAAAGAAGAGGGGGACUUGCUGGAGACUGGGGAUGAGGAAGCGGCGGCUGCCCUCAGUGGUACCUUUACUGGAGGCAGGAUCGGCACCAGCGGCAGCGGCAAGGGCGGCAAAGCAUGUCAUAAGAUCUUCAGUAACCAUCAUCAUCGGCUCCAACUGAAGACAGCUCCGGCCUCCUCCAAUCCACCCGGCGCGCCAGCCCUGCCGCUGCAUAAUUCCUCUGUAACCACCACCUCCCAGUCCCAGACUCUUCUAGCGGGCACCAAUCCCAUUGCCGUCGCCGCGGAUGGAGGCAUUUGCCCCUCACACUAUCCAGUGCACGAGUGCGUCUUCAAGGGGGAUGUAAGGAGACUGUCCUCUCUCAUCCGCACGCACAAUAUCGGGCAGAAAGAUAAUCACGGAAACACUCCUUUACAUCUUGCUGUGAUGUUAGGAAAUAAAGAAUGUGCCCAUUUACUUUUGGCUCACAAUGCUCCAGUAAAGGUGAAAAAUGCUCAGGGAUGGAGCCCGCUGGCGGAAGCCAUCAGCUAUGGAGAUAGACAGAUGAUUACAGCUCUUUUAAGGAAGCUUAAGCAGCAAUCCAGGGAAAGUGUUGAAGAAAAACGACCUCGAUUAUUAAAAGCUCUGAAAGAGCUAGGUGACUUUUAUCUAGAACUUCACUGGGAUUUUCAAAGCUGGGUGCCUUUACUUUCCCGAAUUCUGCCUUCUGAUGCUUGUAAAAUAUACAAACAAGGUAUCAAUAUCAGGCUUGACACUACUCUCAUAGACUUUACUGACAUGAAGUGCCAACGAGGGGAUUUAAGCUUCAUUUUCAAUGGGGAUGCAGCACCCUCUGAAUCUUUUGUAGUAUUAGACAAUGAACAAAAAGUUUAUCAGCGAAUACACCAUGAGGAAUCAGAGAUGGAAACAGAAGAAGAGGUUGACAUUUUAAUGAGUAGUGAUAUUUACUCUGCAACUCUAUCAACCAAAUCAAUUUCUUUCACACGUGCCCAGACAGGAUGGCUUUUUCGGGAAGAUAAAACAGAAAGAGUAGGAAACUUUUUGGCCGACUUUUAUCUGGUAAAUGGACUUGUUUUAGAAUCAAGAAAAAGAAGAGAGCAUCUCAGUGAAGAAGAUAUUCUUCGAAAUAAGGCCAUUAUGGAGAGCUUGAGUAAAGGUGGAAACAUAAUGGAACAGAAUUUUGAGCCGGUUCGAAGACAGUCCCUUACUCCUCCUCCUCAAAACACCAUUACAUGGGAAGAAUAUAUAUCUGCUGAAAAUGGAAAAGCUCCUCAUCUUGGUAGAGAACUGGUAUGCAAAGAAAGUAAGAAAACAUUUAAAGCCACGAUAGCCAUGAGCCAGGAAUUUCCCCUGGGAAUUCAAUCAAUAUUGAAUGUUUUGGAAGUAAUAGCUCCCUUCAAGCACUUUAACAAGCUUAGAGAAUUUGUUCAGAUGAAGCUUCCUCCGGGCUUUCCUGUAAAACUAGAUAUACCUGUGUUUCCUACGAUCACAGCCACUGUGACUUUUCAGGAGUUUCGAUAUGAUGAAUUUGAUGGCUCCAUCUUUACUAUACCUGAUGACUACAAGGAAGACCCGAGCCGUUUUCCUGAUCUUUAACUGACAUGGAAAAUGAUGCCACCUAACCAAGGAAAGCAAGAGAAUGCAGACCUCACAAGUGAAGCAAAGUGGAAGGGACACAUACUUUCAGUGAAGAAAAGGGAAUUACAGGAAUUGACACAUCAGUAAUACGAUAUGAAAUGGGCCUCUAAGAAAAAUCUCAGCUAGUUUCCUGAUGUGCCAUUUUCAGUCUUUUUAAAAAUAUACAUAUUAUAGUGUAAUAGUUUGACACCUUAAUGACUCUAAGUACUUCUUAUGUAAAACAGCUAUGAGUGCUGUGAUUUGUUUUUAAAAUUUUUACACUUCUUGUUGAAAUAUAUAUGCAUAUAAAUAUAUCUAUAGUUAUAUCUAAAACACUCCUGGACCAUUAACAUAAAUUAAAUGUCUUAAGAGAUAUGGAGUCCUUUUACACUUGUCAUCUUAUAUUCAAGGUGACAUUUAUAAAUAUUCCUUCAAACUUUGUUUUCAUAAAAUGUAAACUAUGUAACUUUAUGUAUAGUCCAGUAAUUUGAAUGUUUGUUCAAUAUAAUGAACUAGAAAGGAAUGCAAUUUUCUGUAGAUGAAUGAACCAAAUGGUACCCAUUAAACAAUUGCAUUUAUAUGUUGCAAUACAUUUCAGAAGGAGCGUUCACUCUGCAGGGAAUAAGGUACCUCCUUUAGCACCUUAGUGCAAUUCAUUGUGGUGCUAUUUGUUUUUACCUGAAUUCUUUCUUCAAUGGAAAAUGUUUGUUACUAAUCUUCCUUUCAUAGAACUUCUAUUUUUUUUUCUAAACUUGAGUUUUAAAGUCUUUUUUUGUGUUCAUAAUAGGGUAUGGUCAGCAUGCUUAAAGAUAGUCCUCUUCCAAAUCUCAGCACUUUAAAAGAAUUCCAAAAUUUUAAACUUGUUCAUAAUAAGUACAUAUCAUUCUGAUUGUUUUGUUUGUUUUUAGUGGAAUAAGGAUGCGUGUCAGUUUUAAGCAACAACCCACAUUUUGGACAUCCCUACAUAUUUAAUGCUUUCAAAGUUAGGUAAAAACAUUUUUAUAUGCUAACAGAAUUAUAUUUGUUAUAAGUUAAAUUCCAGAAAUGUACACAAGAUUGAUAAUUCCUGUUUAUUUUUUUAGUCACAAAAUAUUUAUUGGUUUUAAUUAUCUUCAAAGUGUUAAAAUCAUGCAUUACUCAUUUUUGCACUUAAAAUUUUUCAUGUUUGUUCCAAGAUGGUUUAAUGGUCCAAGAAUGAAAAUAAAUUAGGGAGAAUAAUGUAUAACAGUCAUAAUAUGUUAUGUUGUAUUAAAGAAGUUAGCUAAAGAGAUGAUUUUAAAAUGUAUCCUGAUAAACGUGUCAGAAUGUAUUUGUCAGGUUUUUUAGAGUGACCAGUAGUUUAAACUUUUUCCAGGAUUUUAAAUAAUUUGAAUGAAUUUAGAAACCUUUAUUGAAAAGAUGAUUAUUUACAAAUCCAAAGCAUCAAUCAUAAGAUUUUUAUAAUAAACAUCUUUAAAGCUGCAUCCUUCAUGCUGAUAACAUAUUACAUUGCAUAUUUUGACAUUGUAUUAAAUAUAUUUUAUAAUGAAGAAAAAUAAUCAUAGUUAAAAAUUCAAAGACCAAUUACUUACUACCUGAUGUGGGUCUGUUGAGUUUUGUGGAGAGAGUUGGUAAACCCAGACUAGGUUUAUUGAGUACAAAUUGAUCCCAAUUAUUUUGGGAAUGCUUAUAGAUCAAGUGACUUAGAGAUUGAAUUGCCCUGUCAUUUAUUAUGUGAGGUUUGAGACACUGAACGGCAGUCAUCACUGUCGCUUCUAGGCUUUGUGAGAAUAUGAUAUACUUUCAGGAAUAAACUAUAGAUUUUUUAAAAUUAGUGCAGACAACUUAGUGGGAGGAAAAAAAACAUGGUAAAUUGCAACUUGGAAUUUGUCAAUGUCCUGAAAGCUGUGAAUAUUUUGCUGGGGUACACUGGAGAUAGGAAAACUACUGAAAACUUUUGCACUUCAAUUUUGUUUUUAACUCUUUUUUUCUUUCAUAAAGAAUAGUAUAAAGAGAUGAUCCAUUCCAAAUGUCUUUUAUUUGAUCAUAAAGGACAAGCAAAUGUCAGUAUCUCUUAUGAUGGUCAAAACAAGGAAGUUAUUAAUGCAAAUAAACUUUUCACAUUAGACUUUUCAAAAUGUGCCUUUUAAUCCAGUUAAUCACUGAAGCUAUUAUAUGCUCUGUUUCAAGGAAGUAAAUCAAAACACCAUAUAUUUUAAUAAUUCCACAUGAAAAGUGAUAUUUUGUAAUGUAGGUCCUUAAAAUUGUAUAUGCCUUCUAUUUGUGAUUGAAGAAGGGUUUAAUCUUGGGGGACUAUGAAAUUGGUCACCUUAAAUGGCUAUUUUGAAAUGCUCGACAUUCCUGCCACCAGUGUGGUAUCAAAAGGAGAUGUGAUUCUUGUCUUAAAUAAUUCCUUACAAUUUGUUUCAGUCUGUAUUCAUAGGGAAUUGUCAGAAUUCAUAAAAAGGAGGCAUAAAGUAGAUGCUCUGAUUAUUGUGAACCUAGGAUCAUAUGGUGGUCAGGAAAUUAACACAUUUCAGAGAAGCUAAGAGCUGACAGAAGCUAAAAAACAAUUUGGUUUGUUUCUUCUUAGCACUGGUAUUGAGCCCCACUCGUACUAAUAGAAAUGGGUUUUUAUGUUGUUUGUGCAGUUUAUGACUCCCACCUUGAGAUAGGGUAGUGAGUAAUGAUGAUUUAGCGACCCCUUCUCCCUAGUUUUCACUAAGUCUACAGCAAUGAUCCUGUUUCAAGGGCAUAGAAAAGGGCUGUAGUAAAUAUUUUCCGAUUGAUUUAAGGGUGCUUCCUUUUGCUCACUUAUGUUACUGUUAUUUGCAAUCAGCAUGAUUGAGAAAGUUGCAGUAGAAAAUCAGGUGAAUUUGAAGCCCUGCCUUUAAAAUUGAGAGAAGUAUUGCUUAGUAUGGAACACAAUAUACCUCUGCUGCUAACUCGAGCAAAAGGUAUCGUAACUAUGUUUUCUCAAAUGAACAAAAUGCAGCCUUACCAAAGUUGCUCUAUAUGGAAACUGGAAACUGACAGUGAAACUUGGCCCAGAGACAAAAGGGCAGAGGUAUUACACCAUUUGUAAAGGCAGCAAAAUUAAACUUGCUAAAAGCCGGCCAUUUGCAUACUGUGAAUUAACAAAAACUACUUUUGCAAAGCCUUUUAUGUCAGAAAUCUGGGCAAUAUUAAGAUCUUAGAUCGCCAUCUAAACAUGUCAUCUCAAGUAUUAAGUUGCACUUCAGGUCACAUGACCCUCUUUACAGUACUACUUAGUAAUGAACUAAAAUUAUAAGCUCAUUUAAAAUAGUACUUAUGGUCAUAAUGGCACCUGUGAAUUACCUAAGCAAAAUCUCCUAAGGGUUUUAAAGAAAGGUACUUGGCAGGCAUUCCUGAAUUUGAUUGUUUUGCAGAAGGUGAAGAUGACUAAAACAAUGAAAAAAUAAAACCCACCACUUAAUUUACCUAUA
Molecule: messenger RNA, 5466 nt
Organism: Phyllostomus hastatus (greater spear-nosed bat)
Lineage: Eukaryota; Metazoa; Chordata; Mammalia; Chiroptera; Phyllostomidae
Gene: ANKRD13C
Product: ankyrin repeat domain 13C
Exons: 13
Coding region: 359-1999 (546 amino acids)
Cellular component (GO): cytoplasm
Molecular function (GO): protein binding
Source: RefSeq, a predicted model, not a curated record